ACUAUUUGUUCAAUUAAUUACUUUUUUAAUGAAAAGUUGAAAUAUUCUGUCAGUGAUUCAUUAAGAAAAAUGUUGCCACUUUAAACAUAGCAACUUGUGAGAUAAAUAAAUUAUUUAUAUAAAUCAUGUAUUCUGUCCAAUCAAUGUACGGCAGCAUGGGAAGUCAGUUCAAUUUUGAUUUCUGUCCUCCCACGAUGGGCUCACCAAAUAACCACCAGAUUGGAAAAUACUCACUCACCCCUAAUAAUCAUAACUUUUGCAACAAACGGACUUACAAAGGGGAUAAACCCUACCGAUGUGAUAUUUGUCGGAAAGGCUUCUGUCGACGCAGCAACCUCAGUAACCAUGAACGGUCUUCAGCAUAUGAAAAACACUUCUAUUGUAUGUAUUGUAGGAAGGCCUUCUCUCAGCGUGCUCAUCUGAAAACCCACGAAAUCACCCAUACGGGGCUUAAACCUUAUUCGUGUGAAUUCUGCUCAAAAACAUUUGCCCAACGUGCCAACUUUGAUAACCACCGACGCACACAUACAGGUGAACGGCCCUACCACUGCAGCUGGUGCUCAAAAGCUUUUGCUCAGUUGACAAACCUAAACAAUCAUGUACGGAUUCAUACUGGAGAACGGCCUUUUGUGUGUUCAAUGUGUUCCAAGGCAUUUAGCCAAGUUACAAACUUACGUAAUCACGAACGUAUCCACACAGGUGAAAAACCCUUCGUGUGCAUAUUUUGUGCAAAAGCAUUCAGUCAAGUAACACACCUUCGAAAUCAUGAACGUGUUCACACUGGUGAAAAACCCUACACAUGUUCCACUUGUUCUAAAGCUUUCAGUCAACGUGCUAAUCUGGAUAAUCACAAACGUAUUCAUACCGGUGAAAAACCAUUUGUCUGUUCAGUGUGUAAGAAAUCCUUCUCACAAGUUACAAAUUUACGGAACCAUGAACGCAUCCAUGCAGCAUCAGGCAAUGCCCCUUUGAACAAAAACAGCACCACCGCUAACAAAACCAACAAUUACUACCCUGAUGCAGAUGGCAACAAUAAUAGUUACCGGAAACAUUAUAACAACCAACAAUCUCAGCACCAUCCCAUAAAACACCAUCCACAAAUCCAGAAUCCAAAUUCAUCGCCAGAUGUCCAGGCUAGCACGUCCCCUACUGAUCUCAAUGUUCGAAAUAUGCCCCAACAACAGCAACUCCCACCACCACCACCACUACCAUCACUACCCCCUUCUUCUGCUACUGCCAUUCGUCCCCAGCCAAUAACCAUCCCAAAUUGGAUGACUCCGCCCUCCUAUGUACAACAAAUCACUCCAUCUUGGGAAAAUAGUUACAACUGGUCAUCUCGAAAUUUCCCAAUUGCUUCAUCCCGGUGGAAUUCCAGUAGCUCACAAAACAUUCCUAGUCUGCUGCCCUGUGGCAUUGGCCAAACCAACCAUAGUAUUGAUUUAGAUCCAAAACUGUAUCAAAGAACCUAAGAAGUAUAACCACUUUUGUGAUUUGUAAUGCUGGAAUAUUUAUGUAUUUAGAUAGAAUUUUAUUAAAAUAUGUAUAUUUUUACAUGUUCUAUUGAAACAGAGGCUUUUAUACCAAAUCUAAUACAGAUUCAUCUAUAUAUACACAUAGAUAUAUGCAUGGUUUCAGAACUUCAAAAUAAUCCUGUGUCAUAAAUCUGAGUUAUAUGUGUGAUUGUAUGUGUUUUAUAUGGAUACAUAAUUAUUUCAGUUAAUAUAUGUUUGGCUGAACAACUGGAAAAUCUGUUAACAAACAAUCCAAUAUUCAAAUUAGUUAUCCCCAACGGUUUGUCUGUUAAGUAAAACAGAAGAUCUUAACAUAAGGGCUGUGUUAGUGUCCCUGUCAAGAGGAACAGGUUCAGAUAAGCUUUUGAAUGAAAAGAAAAAAAAG
This is a messenger RNA of Octopus sinensis (East Asian common octopus), 1896 nucleotides long. RefSeq names its product zinc finger protein 883-like. Gene Ontology annotation, cellular component: nucleus. The record is from RefSeq and is a predicted model, not a curated record. Gene Ontology annotation, molecular function: RNA polymerase II cis-regulatory region sequence-specific DNA binding; DNA-binding transcription factor activity, RNA polymerase II-specific. The coding region runs from base 126 to 1469 and encodes 447 amino acids. The transcript has a single exon. Gene Ontology annotation, biological process: regulation of transcription by RNA polymerase II. NCBI's taxonomy places the organism in Eukaryota, Metazoa, Mollusca, Cephalopoda, Octopoda, Octopodidae.